CUUCACACUCCUCCCAUUCAUAUGAUCAUCCUAGAGAGAGAGAGAGAGAGAGAGAGAGAGAUAUGGUGGCCGUGCAAAUGGUAUUUCAAAUCAUUUUGCUCUUGUGUUCACUUUAUGCAAUAUCUGUACAAGCAGCAGCGGGUUUAGCAAUUAACAGUACUUCAUGCCGAGCAAGCUGUGGGAAUGUUAGCAUCCCAUACCCCUUUGGAAUAGGAGCUGGUUGUUACGCUGAUCGCUGGUUUGAAGUAUCUUGCAAUGACUCUUUGGGCGCCUCUCCCAAACCUUUCUUGCGUAAUUUCAGCCUGGAGGUGCUGAACAUUUCAUUAGGAGGCACAGUUCGCGUCAACUAUCCGGCAUAUAUUAUUUGUAUUAAUGGUACGGUGAGAAUACGAAAUGUGAACUUAGAAAAAAGCCCUUUCAUCUUCUCCCAGUCCGAGAACAGAUUCGUCGCCAUCGGUUGCGACAAUUUUGCGUCAAUGGUGUCCUUAAAUGGUUCAAAUACUACUGUUGGUGGGUGCUUGUCAAUUUGUGACAAGAGUAAAGUGAUAAAUGCAAGCAGUUGCAAUGGCAUUAACUGCUGCCAAACCACAAUUCCUUCGGAUCUCGUUGCCUUCUAUACAAAAAUAGAGCCAAUAAAUAAGGACCCUAUCGUUGACUUCACAGGAUGCAAGUCUGCAUUCUUGGUAGAUGAAAAGUGGUUCCAGAAACGUGGUUUAAUUAUUAUGAACAUCCUUGAGUCUGAAGUUCCUGUGGCGUUGGAAUGGGGGCUUCCAUAUAGAUCAUCCUCCUCACUUCCAAUAACCAAUAAUACAGCUAGUUGUAUUGUUAAUCAUCCUUCUAACCGGAACACAACUUUUAGAUGUUCUUGCAAAAAAGGCUUUGAAGGGAAUCCAUAUCUUGAUGGAGGAUGUCAAGAUAUUAAUGAAUGCGAGCGCCAACUGUCACCUUGUUUCAACGAAUCCCAGAGUGUAUCCUGUGAAAAUACUUAUGGGUCUUUCUUUUGUUACAGUCGGCUAGUUGACCCUACGAAGCCUCCGGCUAGACUGGCCACUAUCGGUAUUAGCAGCGGCCUUGGGGUAUUAGUUCUACUUGUUGGUGGAUGGUGGUCCUACAAAGUGGUAAAAAAAAAGAGGAGGAUUAAACAGAAGAACAAGUUCUUCAAACGAAAUGGUGGUUUAUUGUUACAACAACAAUUAUCUUCACAUGAAGUUAAUGUUGAGAACACCAAAUUGUUUAGUUCAAAAGAUUUAGACAAGGCCACCGAUCGUUUUAAUGUGAAUAGAAUACUUGGCCAGGGAGGACAAGGUACUGUUUACAAAGGCAUGUUGGCAGACGGAAGAAUUGUUGCAGUGAAAAAGUCCAAGGUAAUUGAUGAAGGAAAACUCGGAGAAUUCAUUAAUGAAGUUGUCAUUCUUUCACAAAUUAACCAUAGGAAUGUGGUUAAGUUAAUUGGUUGUUGUUUGGAGACGGAAGUUCCUCUACUAGUUUACGAAUACGUUCCUAAUGGAACUCUUUUUCAAUAUGUCAAUGGCCAAACUGAAGAGUUUCCACUAACAUGGAAUAUGCGCUUACGAAUUGCAACAGAAGUUGCAGGAGCUCUCUUUUACUUACACUCAGCAGCUUCCAUGCCCAUUUACCAUCGGGACAUUAAAUCUACAAACAUACUCUUAGAUGAUAAAUACAGAGCUAAAGUAGCUGACUUUGGGACUUCAAGAUCCAUCACUGUUGAUCAAACUCACUUAACCACACUGGUGCAUGGAACUUUUGGAUAUUUGGACCCUGAGUAUUUUCAGUCAAGUCAGUUUACAGAAAAAAGUGAUGUUUAUAGUUUUGGUGUCGUCCUUGCUGAGUUGUUAACUGGAGAAAAAGCGAUCUCUUCAACAAGAACACAAGAAUCCAAAAGUUUAGCCACAUAUUUCAUUCAAUCGGUGGAUGAGAACAAUUUGUUUGAUAUUAUUGAUAGUCAAGUUUUGAAGGCAGGCAAGAAAGAAGAGAUCAUUGUGGUCGCAAACCUUGUGAAAAGGUGCCUGGACUUAAACGGAAAAAAACGACCUACAAUGAAAGAAGUUGCAAUGGAGUUGGAGGCAAUUCAAAUGUUGCAAAAAGCUCCUAACCUGGAGCAAAACUAUGAAGAGCUUGAAUAUGUCCAAGCAGAAAUGCACGGGCCGUGGGAUGUUACCUCAUCUACAAUUUCAACCUCAUCUGUAGACGCCCGACCAUUAUUAUCUUCUUAAUCAGUUUGAAUCAGUAUUUGCUUAAUGUCAUGUUGUAGCUAGUUGCAAAAAGCUCUAAGUUCAUUUUUAGUUUAAAUCAAGCCUUAAGCUGCUUUACUAA
Messenger RNA from Alnus glutinosa, 2334 nucleotides. Its product is annotated as wall-associated receptor kinase-like 10. Bases 63 to 2234 code for a protein of 723 amino acids. Gene Ontology annotation, biological process: protein phosphorylation; cell surface receptor signaling pathway. The record is from RefSeq and is a predicted model, not a curated record. Gene Ontology annotation, cellular component: plasma membrane. The transcript has 3 exons. Gene Ontology annotation, molecular function: protein serine/threonine kinase activity; polysaccharide binding; ATP binding. Lineage: Eukaryota; Viridiplantae; Streptophyta; Magnoliopsida; Fagales; Betulaceae.